Molecule: messenger RNA, 917 nt
Organism: Filobasidium floriforme
Lineage: Eukaryota; Fungi; Basidiomycota; Tremellomycetes; Filobasidiales; Filobasidiaceae
Product: thioredoxin-like U5 snRNP-specific pre-mRNA splicing factor
Exons: 9
Coding region: 232-660 (142 amino acids)
Biological process (GO): mRNA splicing, via spliceosome
Cellular component (GO): spliceosomal complex; U4/U6 x U5 tri-snRNP complex; U5 snRNP
Source: RefSeq, a predicted model, not a curated record
AUAUCGAUCGGACCGAUGGCGUCUUACGAAUACCCAACGCUCCGGAACUUUCAGUGGUAAUCUCGACUCACCCCCACCACACGUAGAAACAGCGAGGAGGCGGACCAUAAGAUCACUCGGAACGCUGAAAGUUGACUUGCAAACGAGACUGGAAAACAAGCGAUUGGAACCUGUGUGCAGCAAACCCGACGACGACUCACUGAGGCGAAAUAGAAGCAGGAGCCCGCAGCCAUGUCUUACUUUAUGACCCAUCUGCCAUCCGGGUGGCACGUAGACCAAGCCAUCGAAGUCGAGGAAGAUCGAGUGGUCUGUAUUCGGUUCGGGCACGAUUGGGAUCCGAACUGCAUGGUCAUGGAUGAGACGCUGUACGGAGUGCAAGGGAAGCUUCAGAACUUUGCGGUCAUCUACCUGGUUGACAUCACGAAGGUGCCGGACUUCAACAAGAUGUACGAGUUGUACGACCCGUGCACCCUGAUGUUCUUUUACCGAAACAAACAUAUCAUGAUUGAUUUGGGUACCGGUAACAACAACAAGAUCAACUGGGCGAUCAGUGACAAGCAGGAGAUGAUCGACAUUGUGGAGACCGUCUACCGAGGAGCGUCUAAAGGACGAGGUCUUGUCGUGGCUCCCAAAGAUUAUUCAACACGGCACAAGUACUAGGAGGCCGGGAAGGAAUCGGGGCUGGUUGGCUGGUCUGCCACGCACAUGUACAAGAGCAAUAUGGAUAUUGGACUUUGCAUUCAACCGAGAAGGCUGUACCCCCGUGGAGUUCGCAAUACUUUUCAGCAUGAAAUACCGCAUGGAUCAUCACCUCUUAUAACCGCCUCUCGUCACUAGAUACCGAGGACCGCCCGCUUCGCGGGUUCGAACCACGAUCGACGCCCGCUCCGUACGUUCAAGAAAUCGAAUAUGCUCCC